Messenger RNA from Recurvomyces mirabilis, 1197 nucleotides. RefSeq lists its product as uncharacterized. Bases 1 to 1197 code for a protein of 398 amino acids. The transcript has a single exon. The record is from RefSeq and is a predicted model, not a curated record. Lineage: Eukaryota; Fungi; Ascomycota; Dothideomycetes; Mycosphaerellales; Teratosphaeriaceae.
AUGGCAUUCCCAUAUGCCAAUAAAGAGGCCUACGAGCUCUCCGGUGUGCCAAAGGAGAUCGACGAAGCCCGUCUGCAGCAGUUCAAGACGGCAGGCAAGUUUAUCGGAGAUGGUGACUGCGUCGUCUGCGCAAAGGAGUACUUCACCGACUCCGUCCGUCCCAUCCUGCUGCACUCCAGCGGAUCCGAGACCUUGCAUAUCAUAUGCGAUGAAUGCUACUCGAAGCAGUACGACGACGACGAGCAAGGCAAGAACGUGUGCCCUUAUUGUCGUCUGGAGUUAUUCCUGCUGCCAGAUGAGGUGUCCGAUGAGGAGGAGGAAGAAGACGACGAUGAUGUGGUCCGGGCGCUGACACCCGAGGACCACAUUCGCUUGACACGCUUCCGCAUCGAGCAGAUCCAGCGUGGUGAUCGUCAUGAGAACAUUGACCUCCUCGACGACAGGCUGCUCAGUAGUGAUCUCCGAUACGUCGGACGUGAGAACAACCAGCACGGCGACCUCUGGUGGCGUGAUCCUCUCCACGCCGUUGAUGAGCAGGCUCUGCGCACGGUGCUCGAGCAUUGUGCUGCUGUCUACAUGGAUGGUGAGCUUAACAUCUCGCUGUCCAUGUAUGAUGCCGCUUAUCACGGUGGAGUUGACGCGCAGAUGGUCCGCAUCCUCGGCAACCCCCUGAACGGCACGUACACUCGCUUGCACAGCCUUGACGUCGAUGAGAUAUCGAUGGUAUUGAGAGAUGGGUACUAUCGUCGCUUCCUCGCGGCGAACGUGAAUGGUAGCCGCGGUAUGGUCGCUCAUCCGUUGGCUAUGCAAGCCAUCCUCACCAUCGAGAAGACUCUCCGCAACGAGCGUGUGUACAGCCAACAUCACCGCCCGUCGACAAUGUACAACACCCUCUGUGCCGCACUGAGGAACAUGGGCUCACUGCCGCAUACUUCUUGUGAGCCCGACUGUCCAUGCGAACAGAUGAAUGAGCGUCGGGCGCAAGGACUCGAGACCGUUCUCUCGGACAUGGUCGCCACUGUCAUCAACGUCUUGAAGACUGGUGCCUACCAAGAGGUUCCAAAGAUCAUCAACUACGACAUGCGAUAUGCCGUUGCCUCUCGUAGGGAGUCGAAGAUCAGAUGGAGACGCGACCACCAGAUCUCUCCAGCGAGACAGGUGCGCUACGAGGCAGGACGAGGCACGACAGGAGCGUGA